This is a messenger RNA of Panonychus citri (citrus red mite), 1129 nucleotides long. RefSeq names its product hepatocyte nuclear factor 3-beta-like. Gene Ontology annotation, biological process: cell differentiation; anatomical structure morphogenesis; regulation of transcription by RNA polymerase II. Lineage: Eukaryota; Metazoa; Arthropoda; Arachnida; Trombidiformes; Tetranychidae. The transcript has a single exon. The record is from RefSeq and is a predicted model, not a curated record. Gene Ontology annotation, molecular function: RNA polymerase II cis-regulatory region sequence-specific DNA binding; DNA-binding transcription factor activity, RNA polymerase II-specific. Bases 50 to 985 code for a protein of 311 amino acids.
UUCAUCAACAAUCGUACAUAAUCAUCAACAACAUCACCAUCACCAUUCAAUGGAGUCGUUGAAUUCAGUUCAAGUUAGUGAAAAUCAGUUGCCCCCAACACCAACCGCCUGUGUCAAAUCAUUCAGAAGGAACUAUUCACAUGCAAAACCACCAUACUCGUAUAUUAGUUUAAUCACCAUGGCGAUUCAACGAUCACCAACAAAAAUGUUAACUCUCAGUGAGAUUUAUCAAUUCAUCAUGGAAUUGUUUCCAUACUAUCGUCAAAAUCAACAACGAUGGCAGAACUCGAUUCGUCAUUCGUUAUCAUUCAAUGAUUGUUUCAUCAAAGUGGCCAGAACACCUGAUAAACCAGGUAAAGGGUCAUUCUGGACACUUCACCCUGAAUCUGGGAACAUGUUUGAAAAUGGUUGUUAUUUAAGGCGACAAAAAAGGUUUAAAUCUGAAAAAAGUGAAUUCAAAAGUUUGGACUCAAUCAAAACAAAGAAAACUUUAUCAUCAUCAUCUCCACCAUCAGCAUCAUCAUCAAAUUCAGCGUUACAAUUUGCUGAACCGGUAAAUUAUCUGCACAGUGAACAUCAUCACCAUUCACAACAACAACAACAACAACAACAGCAACAACAACAACAACAGCAACAGCAGCAACAACAACAACAACCACCUCCACCACCACCACCACAAUGUUUACCUCAACAACCCCAAUCACAACAACCUCCACCAUUAGCAUUACCACCACCACCACCACAACCCCAACAACAACAACUUCAUCAUCAUCAAACACCCGAUUUUCUUCAACCACCCCAACAACAUGAACAAAACCACUAUUAUCACCAACAGCAUCAACAAUCAACACAUCAUUAUCAUCAUCCACAAAAUUCAGGAAAUUAUUAUCAUCAUCCAUUUUCUAUAAACAACAUCAUUGCCUCUUGUGGACAUGAGUUACCAAUUUUAAACAACAAUCAAUAUUUAUCAUCAACAUAUUAUUAAGAAGAGAGAGAGAGAGAGAGAAAGAAAGAAAGAAAGAAAGAGAAAUGAAAAUUAUUGUCUUUGAAUACUAACAAUCAGACCCAAAGUAACUGUAAUUAAUUACUUGUAAUGGUUUAACUAUUAAAACAGUGAUAUCAAAAAAAA